AUGACGUCACUUCUAAUUGCCUGUUUUUUUGUGGUUGUCUUAGCAAAUGCCGAGAAUUUCGAAUAUGAUCAAUGUAAGAUUUUGCAAAAUUUCUUGAAAACCAAAGAAAUUUCAGUUUCAGAUGACACACUUCUAGAGCCAGUCAAACGAUCAGAUCGACCAAUCAGAUCGGAUGUGAGCUGCUUUUUUAAAUGUUUGCAGUUAGACUAACUCAAUUUUUGUAGGGUAUGGGAAGUCCAUUGAUUCGUUUUGGAAAACGAUUUGAAACUGGUGCACCAUUAAUCAGAUUUGGAAAAAGAUCUCCUGAUGGAGCACCUUUGAUUAGAUUUGGAAGAGCUCCAGAAGGAUCAUCUCCAUUGAUUCGAUUUGGAAAAAGAUCGCCAGGAGCACCACUUAUCAGGUAAUUAAGAUGGUCACGAAUCCUUAUGAAGCAGGGUCUCAUAACAAUAUUUCCAUAAUUAAUUACCCUAAUUAAUCGCUCAAUCAACAGAUUUGGUCGUUCCCCAUCAGCUCCAUUGAUUCGUUUCGGUCGUUCACCAGCCAGUGCUCCACUUAUCCGAUUUGGAAGAAGUUCAGCUCCGCUCAUUCGAUUUGGUCGAAAAUAA
Molecule: messenger RNA, 605 nt
Organism: Caenorhabditis angaria
Lineage: Eukaryota; Metazoa; Nematoda; Chromadorea; Rhabditida; Rhabditidae
Source: the annotation of a GenBank genome assembly